GAUGAUGCCCGAGACCACCGCUCCGCGGGCAGUGCCCAGACAAGGUGGAGCCCGGCGGGCCCGCGAGUCCGAAACGUGUCCCAGGAGCUCCAGCGCACGUGACCUGCCACUGCCUCCCGCCGCCUCCUGCCCGCGCCAUGACCCAGCCGGUGCCCCGGCUCUCCGUGCCCGCCGCGCUGGCCCUGGGCUCAGCCGCGCUGGGCGCCGCCUUCGCCACUGGCCUCUUCCUGGGAAGGCGGUGCCCCCCAUGGCGAGGCCGGCGAGAGCAGUGCCUGCUUCCCCCCGAGGACAGCCCGCUGUGGCAGUAUCUUCUGAGCCGCUCCAUGCGGGAGCACCCAGCGCUGAGAAGCCUGAGGCUGCUCACCCUGGAGCAGCCGCAGGGGGAUUCCAUGAUGACCUGCGAGCAGGCCCAGCUCUUGGCCAACCUGGCGCGGCUCAUCCAGGCCAAGAAGGCGCUGGACCUGGGCACCUUCACGGGCUACUCUGCCCUGGCCCUGGCCCUGGCGCUGCCCGCAGACGGGCGUGUAGUGACCUGCGAGGUGGAAGCGCAGCCCCCGGAGCUGGGGCGACCCCUGUGGAGGCAGGCCGAGGCGGAGCACAAGAUCGACCUCCGGCUGAAGCCCGCCCUGGAAACCCUGGACGAACUGCUGGCGGCGGGCGAGGCCGGCACCUUCGACGUGGCCGUGGUGGAUGCGGACAAGGAGAACUGCGCUGCCUACUACGAGCGCUGCCUGCAGCUGCUGCGACCCGGAGGCAUCCUCGCCGUCCUCAGAGUGAUGCCAGUUCUGCUGGCGGCUUGCUCGUAUCUUCACAGCACAGUCAGCUCCCCAGCCUCACCUCUCCAGUGGAGGCCCUGGUGGGGGAACAUCACCUCUGAGAGCCAGAUCAGUUGGCCUGGACCUGAGGACCUCAGGGUUGACUUGAGUAUCCCGCCGUCUCCUUGAAAUUCUGAAGGAAAGUGAGGGGGAUCAUUGGCCAGGGAGGCGUGAAGCAAACAAGCCUAUAGGUACAGCAGUUGUUACCACACUCCCUAGAGGAUGAAGAGAACUUCAGGCUUUCCUGAACCAUCUGCCUAUGAGGUGAGGUGGAGAAGGAACCAGGCCUUAUGGAGCACUUUCGACCCAGGUGCUCUGCUUCUCAUUUAAAUCUCCCCAACCUCAUAGAUCUUACCUCUACUGACAGAUGAAGGUCAAAUUCUUUCCACUGACACUGCCUCAGGCAUAAGUGGCAUUAGCCUGGAAUUCAAGCAGCCUUUGUCGCUACCUGGUAAGCCUCGGUGAUGGGAAGUGUCCCUGGAGACUGCUGGAAGCAGGGCUAAAGAGCUAGCUACAUGAGGCUGGGUGCAGUGGCUCACGCCUGUAAUCCUAGCACUUUGGGAGGUUGAAGCAGGUGGAUCAUUUGAGGUCACGAGUUCGAGACCAGCCUGGUCAACACAGUGAAACCUGGUCUCUACCAAAAAUACAGAAAUUAGACAGGUGUAUUGGUACACGCCUGUAAUCCCAGCUACUCGGGAGGCUGAGGCAGAAUUGCUUGAACCCAGGAGGCGGAGGUUGCAGUGAGCCCAGACUGCACCACUGCACUCCAGCCUGAGCAACAGAACGAGACUCUUCUAAAAAAAAAAAAAAAAAAAAAAAAAAAAGCCACAUGACCUCACAGCUCCUGGGACACACUUUGCAUUUUGGACACUACACAGGACCAUGGCUGGAAACCUACACUUUUCUAACUCAUGAAAGCAUAUUAGGAUGCACAUGAGUGAAUAGGUUCAACUUACUCUAAACAGAUCCUUGACAAACAGCUAACUCACUUGUGCCACACCUCAGUCUAUAUCACUGUAGCCACUGCCCAAUAAAGGGCCACCUGUUAGCUAAGGGGCAGCAGUCGCCAUGACUAGGAUUUUUCCCUUUAGAGGACCACCAGCAGUGAUUAGUUACCUGUGGGUCUACUUUACACUGUAAGAGUUGCUUUCAGGCCUAGCCUGCAUGGACAUCUUUUCAUGUUUCUCCUCUUACCUGACUCAGGCUGACUCAAAUUCUAACCUUCUGUCCCUUAAGUCAUGUCUGUCUGGAGAGGGCUUUUCAGAGAACCAUGAUUCACAUGGGCCAUUCAAGGCAGUCCCCUAGGACAAAGUGGGACCAGAGGGGUCUUCAUGCCCCCAAUCCUCCUGUGUGGACAGCUUGCUUGAGCUCUGGUUUCUCACCAGCUUCUUCUCAAUCUCAAAGUUUGUAGCAUGUAUCAUUUCUUGGGUGAUGAGUCCUUCCAUUUUCUUACCCAUUUCUUAUCAAUCAGGCUCUACCAUUCUUCAGGUCUACUAUUACAGAUUUGUUGAACAAAUCUUCUCCAGACUUUAAUCGUAUCAUUCCAAUUAUCUCCUAUCAGAAAACUUGCUCCUUCCUACUUUUCCAAUCAGAACCACCUAUUAAUGUCUCAUUCGUACCCAGAUGAAGGCCAAUGCUACACAGCCAAAAGGGGCUGCCUCUGGUCUCCUACCUAUACCCACCUUCCAAUGUCUGCCUAGAAGGAAAUGAGUAAUGAUCUCUCAGAGUCCCACAGGUUACCCUUACUGUCUACAACUUACUCCUCUUCUGUACGCCUAACACCAUCUCACCAAACCAGGACCUACUUUAUUUUCCUAGCAGUAGCUCACAGGGGUAUGGUGUGUUUGUGUAUCUUUUCAGCACCUUCUUUUUCCUUUCAAUUAUGCAGGGCAAUUCUGCACAGACUUACAAACUGAAGAGUGUAAAAGCAUGUAUCCUCUUAUUGUAGUCUUAAAAAGCUCGUGGAAUUCUUCUAGGGACACAGAAGAUUCUGUGGCACAGAUUUAGGUAAAGGGCAAAAUACUCACUGGAAAAAUUAAAUAUUGGCUAGCUACCACGGAGAUUUGACCCUAGCUGGCAAACGUGGAACUCUGCAAAUACUUGGAGCCAUUAAUUAUGUGUACUUGUUUUAUUCAUAAUUUGUCAUGUUCUGGGAUACCAAAAGUAAUAAUGGCUGAACUUAACAAAAUUUUUAACCUCAUCUUAAUAUCCACUGAUCCAUCUCAUUCAAUGGUAAUAGUCAAUGUUUUCUAAAGGAACAUAAAAACAAACAUGCACACAAUUGCACAGUUUUCAUAAAGGUCUAUUUCAUUAUUGGUGGGUAGCGCAUUUAACAGUUAAAUACAUUUAAAUAAUGUAUAGGUGACUGCAGGACUGCAGCAUUGGUAACUAGAUAACCAAUUCAACUAGAAACCAGCUAACAAGGAACUGUCUAAAUACUUAAAAUACAGCUCUUGUUGAGAUCAUCCUUUGUUUUGAUCAUCUU
Molecule: messenger RNA, 3300 nt
Organism: Chlorocebus sabaeus (green monkey)
Lineage: Eukaryota; Metazoa; Chordata; Mammalia; Primates; Cercopithecidae
Source: RefSeq, a predicted model, not a curated record